This is a messenger RNA of Sinocyclocheilus rhinocerous, 1080 nucleotides long. RefSeq names its product tripartite motif-containing protein 29-like. Lineage: Eukaryota; Metazoa; Chordata; Actinopteri; Cypriniformes; Cyprinidae. Gene Ontology annotation, molecular function: zinc ion binding. The record is from RefSeq and is a predicted model, not a curated record. Bases 1 to 1080 code for a protein of 359 amino acids. The transcript has 5 exons.
AUGGCAGACGCCAGUAUUAGGACAUCAGAAAAGGACCAGGACAGCUGUCCAGUCUGUCAAGAUCUACUGAAAAAUCCAGUGACUUGUAAAUGUGGACAGAGUUUCUGUUCGGCGUGCAUUCACAGUCUGAAGCAGUACAGUCCAAAGGGAUCCCACAGCUGUCCUCAGUGUGGUGAGGCGUUCGCUCCAAAGCCUGUUCCACGCAGAUUCAUCAAGGUUGAGAGAAUGAAAAAAGUGGAGCUAUCUUCUUCAAACCAUCCCUCGGAUCCAAGCUAUGCUGGACCUGGAGAUGUAGGGUGUGAUGAAUGCACUGGAAGAAAACACAAAGCCGUCAAGUCUUGUUUAAUGUGUCUGGCUUCCUUCUGUGAAAGCCACUUAAUACCUCACACCACAGUGACCUAUCUGAAGAGACACAAGCUGAUCGAAGCCUCCCCAGACCUGCAGGAAAACAACUGCUCCCAACAUGACAAACUCAAUGAAUUCUAUUGCCGUACAGACCAGAAAUGUAUUUGUGCUUCGUGUGUAUUGAAUGAACACAAAGGACAUGAUACGGUUGAAGCUGAAACAGAAAGGAUGGCAAAACAGACUGAGAUUGCAGAAAAGCAAAGGGAAGUACAGCAAAGAAUCAAGGACAAACAGAAAGAGCUGGAUGAGCUGAAACGGUCUUUGGAUACACUAAAGUGCUCUGCACAGGCUGCAUUAGAGGAUAAUGACAAGAUCUUCACUCAACUGAUCCACACCAUUGAGAAAACACGCUCUGAGGUAGCAGAGCUGAUCAGAGCUCAAGAAAAGAUGGAAUAUAGUCGAGUUGUGCGACUUCAUGAGCAGCUGGAGCAGAAGAUUGCUGAGCUCCACAGGAGAGACACUGAGCUACAGAAGCUUUUAAACACGGAUAAUAAUGUUUAUUUCCUAAAGCAUUUCCAGUUUCUAUCGUCACUAUCUGCAUCUGUGAAUUCGCCCAUCGUAACUGUCAGUCAGCACAUUAAACCUGAUCUUGUGAGGAAGUCUCUUUCUGAUCUUAAAAUGGAAUUGCAGAAAUUUGGCAAGGAUUGCAAAUUUUCAGUUGAGAUUUCCUUCUGA